Molecule: messenger RNA, 3131 nt
Organism: Gambusia affinis (western mosquitofish)
Lineage: Eukaryota; Metazoa; Chordata; Actinopteri; Cyprinodontiformes; Poeciliidae
Gene: golga7bb
Product: golgin A7 family, member Bb
Exons: 6
Coding region: 425-901 (158 amino acids)
Biological process (GO): protein targeting to membrane; peptidyl-L-cysteine S-palmitoylation
Cellular component (GO): palmitoyltransferase complex
Source: RefSeq, a predicted model, not a curated record
AAGGAUCUGACAGGUGGUUGCUACCCUCUCUAGCUAAAAGCGAAUACCGUGCCAGCAGUUUUUAAUCCACAAAACGCCAAAACCUCGCUGCCGGCUAGCAUGCUGGGAAAAACAGACAAGACAAGCAGCUCUAGAGCUUUUUUAAAUGCUAACGGAGCUAUUGCUACAACCACCGAUACCACCUAAACAUCUGUUACCGAACUGAAGACUGAAAUGGACACUGAGCUACCUACAGAACUACUUAUCGGAUCACACAGUCUGACCAGAAAACCGCAUCCCGCAGUCUCGCUGACACUCACCAACACGUGCACGGCAGCUCGCGCGCUCGGGCUCUACAGCAGCAGCAACGGCAUCACCGUUGUCCCGCACAACACGAGCAAACGGCGCCCAGCACGGGACAGACCCCGCACCCUCUCACUGCAGCAUGACAACAGAGUUUCAUAACCUCCAGGAGAUGCAGCACACUGCAUCGCUGGUAACAAAGGUGUUCAUACAGCGAGACUACAGCGAAGGAACUGUGUGCCGAUUCCAGACCAAGUUCCCCACAGAGCUCGACAACAGGAUAGAGAGAGCUCUGCUUGAGCAGACAGUAAAGACCCUGAACUCUUAUUAUGUGGAGGCUGAGAAAGUUGGUGGUCAGUCAUACCUGGAAGGAUGCCUGGCUUGUGCAACAGCAUACAUCGUCUUCCUCUGCAUGGAAACACGCUAUGAGAAGGUCUUGAAGAAGAUAUCAGGCUACAUCCAGGAGCAGAAUGAGAAGAUCUACGCUCCGAGAGGUCUGCUGCUCACAGACCCCAUAGAGAGAGGAAUGAGGGUUCUGGAGAUCAGCGUGUUUGAGGACCGGGGCUCAAGCGGCUCUAGUCCCAGCAGCAGCAUGUCAUCGUGCGGCACUGCUCGGUGACUGGAGGAGCAGCACCAGGCUUACGGGUACCACCACAGAGGCAGCGGGACACUCACCAACAUCCGCAUGUUGAAACAUGAGAGCACCAGGUUCUAAAGACGAGCAGAAAGACGAAAAAUCCAAGGAGGUGAUCCACAAGAUUUACACACUCUUCCUGUUGAGACCUUCGACUAACCACCAUUGGACAAGGAUCUGGCUUGUAUAAAAGUUGUGGCUACUUAAAAUAAUCGACCUAUGUCAAACAAAACCCACAUAUCAGCUUGUGACAAAAUGCAAAAUCCAUAGUCUAAGAAGAUAAAACUUUUACUUUUGAAAAGAAGUGAAUAAUUUUUCUUCCAUUUCGUCAUGUAUGUUUUAUGUCCUAACGUUGUCUGCAGGCUGACAUGAGUUUAGGCCUGUCAUCAGUGCAUGACUAGUAUCAUUUCACUGUCAUUAUUCUGUGCUCAUUUAUAGUCAGGGUAUUCAAAAGUCUUUCCAGCAGCACCAGCAUCUAAAAUGAGGAUAAGUUACUGAGCCCCAGGAGACACGGUGUUCUUGCAUUUGUUUCAGGUAGUUGAGGUCAAGUCGCGUUGAAUGGUGGCAAAUUGGGCUUACCAAAGCCCAAGGCUUCGUUCAGAGGUAUUUGGCAUAAAUGUCAAACUAAGAACAGUGUGAUUUAUUUAUCUUUCUUAUUCAUCAGAGUGGAUUAGGUGAUCUGCAUCACAGCUGCAGGCCAUAUAUGCAGACAUAUUUACAUCAUACCACACCCAAGCAUUAGAUAUACAGUAUAUGCAGUGAAGGGGACAUGUGUGCACAUGUAGUAUAUACAAUGAGACACAUACGUGUGCAGCAUGUGCUUAUGCUUUUCUACUCACACUGAGAUUAUUCUAGAGUUUGGAUAUGAAAAAGCCAGGAAAUAUGGUUUCAGCUCUCUGGGAACAUAUUCAGAGGUUUGGACAUUUUUUUUUUGCUUUCUCUCUCGAUAAUAGUUUUGAUGUCUGGCAGUUUUUAUGAUUUUGAAUUCACUUGCAGUCUAGUGUGAGAUGAAAGCUUGCAGAUCUUAACACUGUCAGAAACCCUUUUCCCUAAACAUACUUACUGGCUUCCUAAUAAAGCUGGAAGAGAGUGGGCUGUUAUCAGUGAAGCUGGAGACUCUGCAGUCAUUAAGCCGAGAAAUGUGUUUCUGUUUGAGGGCUGGAGCUCGCAGGAGAAUCGGCCCACACAGAGUUAAAGAACUAAACCUUAUUUAGCCUGUGUUUACGGCUGUUAUGUAGAUGCAGCUUGUGUUAAUAAUUCAAACACAACAAAAAGACAAAAUAUAAAAAGUCUUGGAAUGCACCGCAUCCAACUGGCACACUCAGAGAAGAAGAAAUGUGGAAAAGAAAGUUCUGUCCAUUGUAGGGUUUUAAAGUUUAGAUAAAAUGGAUUUGCAUUUUACAAUGUUCUGAGAUAGUUGGCUUAUGGUUUAAAAAUUGCACAAUCUUUCUGCUGUGGCUUUCCUACAGUUUAAAGACGUUAGAACGAGCUAAAAUACUGGAGCAACCAGAGUUUUCCCCAGCUGUUUGCAGCAUAGAGUAAUGCUGUGAUUCCCCUCUUCCACCAUGCUGCAGAGUGAAAAAUGACUACUUCACUUUUCUCUGGCUUACAAGAAAGAAAGACGAAACCACCUGUCAGAAAAUACUUCUGGUCAUAAAAACAUGUCAGUCAUGGCUUGAAACACAAGCUGUAAGCUUCAAGUCUAUCUUACACCUUCAUCAAUUCCUGUCCCUAUUUUGUAGCCCCACAUUGCUAAUAUAUAUGUUAGUAUAAAAUGUCCCAUAGUGAUGGCACCAUUUUGUUCCUGGUAAAAAUACAGGGGCACUAUGACUUGUUAUCCCAAGGCUCCAAAGUAAAACUACUAUUAUUGAUAACAGCAGCCUGUCUUUGUGCAGUCAACUACUACAUGAGCAGAGUCUGUCAGCCAAUAAAUCUGAUAUAUAUGUUAUUAAAAAACAGAAUAAUGGAAACAUUUAAUGUUUUGCUCAAUAAGGACGAGAUUUAUUUGUGAACCAAUUGUAAUUUAGCAGUAUGAUUUUAAAUUAUUGCUUAAGUCUAUGCAUAAAAUACAAAUAAGGCCAAAUAAAUAACACAGUUGUUCUUCUGAAAAUGUAAAAUUUUUCAAGCAACAGUAGGAGCAAUAUGACGUUUGUGGGUUUUUAAAGCUAAAAACCACAAAACCUUGGUUUUGUGUAAAACCAAGGUUAUCAUAUCC